AUGGCGGAACCGAUACCGUCCCCAGGGCUUCGGACGAUUACACAGACGAUUGUUUGUGACGAGAAUAUGAACUCGGAGGAUAUGCUUGGGUUGAGGAUAUCGGCAAUCUUUGCUAUUCUUGCUGGAUCUACAUUUGGUGCAAUGUUUCCCAUAUUCGCACAUCAUGCCUCCUACUUACCUGGUCAGAAAUAUAUACUUUUUGCGGUCAAAUAUUUUGGAUCAGGUGUUAUUGUGGCUACGGCUUUCAUACAUUUACUUGCACCGGCAAACGAAGCUUUAACAAAUCCCUGUCUAAAUGACACCCUAACAGGGUAUCCAUGGGCGGAAGGUAUAGCCCUUAUGGCGGUAUCGCUUUUGUUCUUUGUCGAGCUUCUUGCAACUUCAUUUGCAACUCUUGCCAUAGCAGGCGGCGGUCACAGCCACAACCAUGACGAUUCACAUGGUCAUUCCCAUUCUCAGACAAAGAAACGCCGAGUCUCGCUUCCCGGAGAAGAUCAUCUUGGCCAUGUGCGAAUGCACCAGAGUAUUGAAAUGGGACGCUCAGUUGAAGGGGGCGCUUUGGGAUCGGACAGUAAUAGCACGGAGGCUGUAUCCGAAGCGAUCUCGAGAGGCACACCACUCAAACUUGAAACUAAGCAACAUGACGAAGAAAGAGCCCUUGAAGCCUCCGAAGACUAUGCAUCUCAGUUGAUCUCCGUCUGCAUCUUUGAAUUUGGUGUUAUCUUCCACUCGGUGAUCAUAGGCUUAACCCUAGCUGUCACUGGCGAGAAUUUCACUACUCUCUACAUAGUUCUCGUCUUCCACCAAACUUUUGAGGGGCUCGCCCUCGGAACACGACUCGCCGUCGUACCAUGGUCCAAAGCACGCCGUUUAACGCCAUACGCCAUGGCUAUCGCCUACGGUCUUUCGACACCUCUAGCCAUAGCAAUCGGCCUUGCGGCGAGGAAGUCAUACACUUCAAACAGCACUAGAGCUAUUUUAGUGCAAGGGAUUUUCGACGCUAUAAGCGCAGGUAUUCUACUGUAUACCGGGUUAAUAGAACUCAUGGCGCAUGAGUUCCUAUUUAGCGAGACGUUCCGACCCGUCCGACGAGGGAAAAGACGACGGUUGUUCGCGGCUUAUGGGUUCAUGAUGCUUGGUGCCGGUAAGCCAAACCUAAACCCCUGGUAUUUCUGUGCCUGA
This is a messenger RNA of Orbilia oligospora ATCC 24927, 1182 nucleotides long. RefSeq lists its product as uncharacterized. Bases 1 to 1182 code for a protein of 393 amino acids. Gene Ontology annotation, molecular function: low-affinity zinc ion transmembrane transporter activity. Gene Ontology annotation, biological process: zinc ion import across plasma membrane. Gene Ontology annotation, cellular component: plasma membrane. Lineage: Eukaryota; Fungi; Ascomycota; Orbiliomycetes; Orbiliales; Orbiliaceae. The transcript has 3 exons. The record is from RefSeq and is a predicted model, not a curated record.